Impatiens glandulifera is the source of this 874-nucleotide messenger RNA. RefSeq names its product monothiol glutaredoxin-S7, chloroplastic. Bases 90 to 632 code for a protein of 180 amino acids. Lineage: Eukaryota; Viridiplantae; Streptophyta; Magnoliopsida; Ericales; Balsaminaceae. The record is from RefSeq and is a predicted model, not a curated record. The transcript is spliced from 3 exons.
GGUUGGAACUUGGAUGAUGUUCAUUGACCCGUCAAAUUAAACCGACCUGCAACACAGCCAACCCUGUUUAGAUCGGAUCGUCGUCAACGAUGGCUUUUGCAGGUGCGAUUUCAUCAUCAAUUCCGUCAUUCCUCCUCGGCAACACCAGAACUCCAACUUCAUCGCCGCUUCUAUCUUUAUCCUCCACCACCGCCGCCGCCUCUUCAUCUUCUCCAGCUAGAAGAAAAAGAAACGACUCUUUUCUCCGUUUUAACAUUUCUGUCUCUCCGAUAAUUAGCAGCAGGAGGACAAGCCUCAUACGAUCUGCAAUAUCUCCUGAGCUGAAGACUACCUUAGAUAAAGUUGUUACAUCACAAAAGGUGAUACUUUUCAUGAAAGGGACUAAGGAUUUCCCACAAUGUGGCUUUUCACACACUGUUGUCCAGAUAUUGAAGACCCUCAAUGUCCCAUUUGAAACAGUUAACAUUCUCGAAAAUGAAUUGUUGCGACAAGGUCUGAAAGAGUACUCCAGCUGGCCUACAUUUCCUCAACUAUACAUUGAUGGUGAAUUUUUUGGUGGCUGUGACAUCACUGUGGAGGCAUAUAAGAGCGGAGAAUUACAAGAGCAAGUGGAGAAGGCACUCUGCUCCUAGUAGUUCUUGAAUAAUGCUGUUCAGGUGAUGUUCAAAAAAAUUAUAUGUUUUCAGGUUUAAUUUGGUCUUUUCUUAACUUUAUAUAGUGAACAAUAUUUGGUGUUUUAUUUGAUAAUUGGAAAAGGGAGGCAAUAAUGUUCAAAUUUGACCUUCAAUCUUUUCUAUGUCUAUUUGGGAAGUGAUGUUCUGUCACAAUGGCAAUGGCAUUGCAAAUUUGACAUUAUUAAAAUCUCAAAUUUAUA